Meloidogyne enterolobii is the source of this 180-nucleotide messenger RNA. Lineage: Eukaryota; Metazoa; Nematoda; Chromadorea; Rhabditida; Meloidogynidae. The record is from the annotation of a GenBank genome assembly.
AUGUAUCAGAAAGAUAUAUUCACCCAAUUUCUCGUUUGUGCAGGCCUACAUUCUCAAGACAAAGAGAGAAAUAAAAAAGCAUUGAAUGUUUUUCAAGAGAGAGGUGCAAAAAUGAGAGAUUCCGCUUUGGCUCUUAGACUAAUUAAGAGAUAUGAAGAAGGAUUAUUUUCUAAAAGAUAA